UUCUGGACACCACAAAAGGAUCAGUUGCGGAACUGGAACAAACAAGCGUUCAAAGUUCAGAAAAAGAAAAACCCUUGUCUUCUCCCCCAUUAGAUUCAGUUAAGAAAUAAAUGUCGGAUGACAUGGUCGACCAAACACACAAACUGGAAGAAACAACUGUACCAGACAAAUUGCUGAAACAAAACAAACAAGAAGAAGAAAAAGCAGAACAUGAAGAGCAAGGGUUACAUAAGCUUUUGGUCCCUGACAUACGCCAACUUCCUCUCUCUCCUCCCUCUGCUGUUGAAUCCAACUUUGUCUCUUACUUUGCUCCAGAUUUUGUGAAGCCGGGAAACGACCAGUAUGUUUAUCGCCAUGCCAACGGAUUGUGUGUUGUUGGCUUGGCUCAGACUCACGCAGCGUUUAAGGAUAAAGGUGGGAUCACCGCCGUUGAUUUUAAUGUCGGCAAAUCGGAUCGCAGUGGCAUGAAAGUCUCCGGAAAGAGAAAGAAGAACGCUCAACACUUCGAGUCCAAUACAGCUUUGUGCAAGGUUUGCACCAGUGAUGAUCAAUAUAUCGUGAGGUGUUGUGUUAAAGGAUCUCUUUUGGAAGUGAAUGGCAGAUUAAUCAAACAGCCAGAGCUGCUUAAAUCAUCGGCAGAUAGAGAAGGAUACGUUGCAAUUAUUAUGCCAAAGCCAUCAGACUGGCUCAAAGUCAAGGCGUCCUUGUUGACCCUUGAAGAAUUCAAGAAAUUGAGAGCACUUUGCUGAAUUUUCAGUUGGAAUGGAUUUGUUAACUGAGCUUGCAGAAAACAGGAAUCAAGAGAAGCCAGCUCCCUCACUCAAUUCAUCCAAAAGGAACUCCUUCGCCUGUUUGUUUGAUGGGUUUUGCCGGGUUAAGUUCAUCAAGGUAACAAGCGCAUACUUUUAUUGGGGAGAGCUGAACUGUGUACCACUGCUCCAAUUUUAUAUUUCUUCAUCUAAAUAAUUUAAAGACAAUUAAAACUGUAUUUAGUUUGUGUGAACUCAUAUAAAUAAUGAACUGAAUAUAGUUUAAUUCAAA
Messenger RNA from Durio zibethinus, 1041 nucleotides. RefSeq lists its product as uncharacterized. Lineage: Eukaryota; Viridiplantae; Streptophyta; Magnoliopsida; Malvales; Malvaceae. The record is from RefSeq and is a predicted model, not a curated record. Gene Ontology annotation, cellular component: nucleus.